Messenger RNA from Colletotrichum abscissum, 1137 nucleotides. RefSeq lists its product as uncharacterized. Gene Ontology annotation, molecular function: 6-phosphogluconolactonase activity; protein binding. The record is from RefSeq and is a predicted model, not a curated record. NCBI's taxonomy places the organism in Eukaryota, Fungi, Ascomycota, Sordariomycetes, Glomerellales, Glomerellaceae. Bases 1 to 1137 code for a protein of 378 amino acids. The transcript is spliced from 4 exons.
AUGCGCUCGUUCCAAUUACUUUCGUUCGCGGCAGCCGCUGCUCCGGCUCUAGCCGACAGUCAUUACUUCUUCUCGGGCUUCUUUUCUGGCAGCACUAUUGUCGGUGUCGAAUUCGAUGACCAGACAGAGUCGCUCACUUUGAAGAACAAUAUCAGCACAGGCGCGAGCUCGGGCUCCAAGUGGAUUCACAUCGAUUCCCGCCUGAAGAACCUGUAUGUCGGUACGACUGGCUACUUUCAGAGCUAUGCCAUCACAGACGACCUCAGCUUGACAUACAGCAGCAACGUCAGCUUGUCUUCAGACUGUAGCAACGCCAACUACAUCACGUCUUCCUCUGCCUCUCCCUACACUGUUUUCGGGACUCCCUAUGGAGGUGGCUGCUCAAGCCUGGCCAUCACCGUCGAUGACGCUGGUGUGCUUCAGGAGGCCACUGCGAAUGUCACAUAUGACAGCGCCGGAGGUGUCCACGGAACAUGGAUGAGCCCUAACAACGAUUUCAUCUACUCCGCCGAUGACAUGGGCAACGCCGUCUGGGCACACUCCUAUGACAACACCACUGGAGAGGUUACAGAAGUUCAGUACCUUGCCGCAGCCGAGGGAUCCAACCCCAGACACUUGACUGUGCACCCCAAUGGCAACUGGGUCUAUGUCGUCUAUGAGGAGGCCAAUUCCAUCGCGUCUUACAAGCGCGACACGACUACCGGCAAGCUGACUUUCACCAACACCACCUACUCUCUCCUGCCCUCAGGAUACACCAACACGUCGUCCUACUGGGCCGACGAAGUCAUGUUCUCCAUUCCCAGCAGCAACGCCAGCGCUACUGCACCCAAGUACCUCAUUGCUGCCACCCGCUCCCGCACCGUUGGUGUUCCGGGCUACGUUUCCGCUUUUUCUCUCGACAGCACCACCGGUGCCAUUACCGAGCAGCUGUUCCUCACUCCCACCACGAACAGCGGUGGCUCCGCCAAUGCCGUCUCCCCCGCCAAGUUCAGCGAGGAUUACUUUGCCAUUACGGACAGCGGCUCUAACUUCCUGGAAAUAUGGAAGAUCGACGCUACUGGCUCAUCCACGACUGCGGCAGCUGUCGCGCACCUGGCAUUAACAUCUGGACCGGCCAACGUUGUUUGGUACAGCUAA